This is a messenger RNA of Salpingoeca rosetta, 1719 nucleotides long. RefSeq lists its product as uncharacterized. The transcript has 2 exons. NCBI's taxonomy places the organism in Eukaryota, Choanoflagellata, Craspedida, Salpingoecidae. The record is from RefSeq and is a predicted model, not a curated record. Bases 1 to 1719 code for a protein of 572 amino acids.
AUGAGCCACCUCGCCAAGGCAUCCUCAACGGGCGGCUGGAACGCGCAGUGCGCCGAGAAUACCAAGAAGAAAAAGUACGACAAACUCAUGAGGCAGAACGACAGGACCUUCUUCCCCCUGGCCAUCGAAAACGGCACGGGUCGCCUGGGCGAGUUCUUCGUCCGCUUUAUCAAACGCGUCGUCUACAACGCCGACCUUCCAGUACACGUACACAACCACGCAACACCCAGCUACUACGCCUACGCCCUCCAACGCCUAUCCAUCGCCUUCCAGAAGCGCAGCCACGAAGCCACCAUGACGUGUCGCUACGGCAAGGGCGGCGGCGCCGCCGCGGACGUCCAAACACACUCCAUGUUUUCUACCGAACGCAACACCAACACCUGGGCCACGGCCGCCAGAGGUCAGCGGGCGCAACGCAACCGACCGCCUCGCCGCGGAGACGGACGCAGAAAGAGACGACAAAGGCAGACAACCGCCGCCACACCACCACCGCCACCACCACAACAACAACAACAACCACAACAACAACAACCACAACAACAACAACAACAACAACAACCACAACAACAACAACAACAACAACAACAACAACAACCACACCAACAACAACAACAACAACAACAACCACAACAACAACAACAACAACAACUACAGCCACGGCACAGCGGACGCCCCGACUGCGGAAGCCGUCGGACCCGCCAACCCGCGACCCAACCCUCGGAGGCCGGCCGCAGCGCCACCGAUACGGUCGACGGGGAAGGGCCGGGCGGCAGACGCGCCGUCUCGCAGCCGGCGGCAGCGGCGUUAGCACCCACCCACUACACCAACAGCCAUCAAGAGCAAGCACAUUUGUCGGGAUGCGUGAACGGGGAUGUUGGGCUCACCAUCGACCCACCGCCGCCGACGGCCGUUUGGGUUCAGGUCGCUCGCCGACCCCCGGCAGGCACGUGUGGGAGCCGCCGGGUCCUCAAGCGCACGUUACAGCCCGACAACACCGUCAACACGAUUGUUUUGCGCGGACGGACGGGUGUGCCCCACACGCGGGAGACGUGCUCUAACUUCUCGUCGGAAGGACACGCACGUGGUCGUCAGCGAGAAGACGCUGCAGGCACCGUUCGAGACGAAGCUGCAGCUGCUGUCGGGGAUUGCCGCCGUGUUCGUGGGCACAGUGCGCAGAAAGACCGACGUGGAGACAAGACUGCGGAAGCACGCUGCCGAAACGCGAACCUCUUCAUGUUCCUGAUGUCGCUGCAGCCCUUUGUAUGGUGGGACCUGUCGCUGGGGACGGACAACCCGAAUCCCGAGGACGGAGGCGGUGGAGGAGGUGCAGCACGAGAGUUGGGCGCAUCCACGCGCUCAAGCCGGCGUUCUCGAUUGGCGUGGGCGUGCAGCGACGACGUGCUGUUCCGCACGGUCGGGGACGGACAGCGAGUACAGGCUGGCGACCCAGCCCUCCGACGAGGCUGCUGGGCGUCGUGCACGCUGAACGGCCGAACCCGCUGCCUGCAGAUACUGUUGCAGUCCAACGUGCUGACGGAGCCACUUUUCCACCGGCCGCACCCUGGAGCUGCUGAUGCGCAAGGCGGGCGUGCCGGCGUGGACGUGGGGGUGGAAGAGGUUGACGUGUGGCGUGGUAGGGUGUAUGCUCGUUGCUUGUCAGCAGUUGGAUUGCGUGAUGAGUUUACUAAAGUGUCAAACAAGCAAGCGGCAAGCAAGUAA